GUUCUACUGUUUUCUUUUCCUUCUGAGACUUUGUUCGAGGACCACGUCACUGGCAGUUUCUGGAAUCUCUCGGCCAAGCUGAGCCUAAACCUUUCCCGGGAGCAGAGAUGGUCCUGACACUGCUGCUGGGCCUCAGUGGGGCCCUGGGCUGGGGGCUGCUGGGAGCCUGUGCCCAGGCCCCUGGUGCCAGCUUCCCUGGCCCACACAUCGCUGGCUGGUCCGAGACCUGGGACGUCGCGGCUGAGGACACCACUGGGGCCCCUGACAGACGUAACUGGUGUCCCUACCAGAAGUCCAGGCUGGUCACCUUUGUAGCUGCUUGUAGAACAGAGAAAUUCCUCAUCCACUCACAGCAGCCGUGUCCGCAGGGUGCUCCUGACUGCCAGAGAGUCAAAGUCAUGUACCGUCUGGCCUACAAGCCAGUGUACCAGGUCAAGCAGAAGGUGCUGGGCUCUGUGGUCUGGAGAUGCUGCCCGGGUUACAUGGGCCCUGACUGCCUGGACUACGAUCCCACAGCACUUCCCGCCUCUGCAGACCCAAAGAACGGUCUCCAGGAAGCUUUGGAAGGACCAGUCAGCUCUGAACCUGUUCACCAGCCUACAGGGAUCAGCCAGGCGGCAGUGCAGCAGGAGCACCCGAUGGCAGAACUCCAGAACGACCUUCACCACGUGGCCGACAGUCUUUUAGAACAACAGGGGGGCCCGUCAAGCAGUCUCACAGUGGCCACAGCAGAGGAGGCUAACCAAACUGAGCUUGGAGCCAUCGUCUCCACGCAGCGCAGCUUGGAGCGGCACCAGCGGCUCUUCCACAGCCUCUUCGAGAACUUCCAAGGGCUGCUGGCAGCCAACAGCAGCAUAGACCUGGGCAAGCUGCAAGCCAGGCUCACCAGGAAAAGGAAGACACAGCACAGAGCUACCCAGACCCAGACGCGUCACAAGAAGGAGGUGGAGCCUUGGGCGGACCCCGCAGGCCGAGGGCGUGCCCUGGCUACCAAGCUGAUGGAGGCAGGCUCCCCUGUGGCCUUCUAUGCGGGCUGUUCAGAAGGGACAACUGCUCUUCAGACUAUGAAGUUCAACACCACUUACGUCAACAUUGGCAGCAACUACUUCCCGGAACAUGGGUACUUCCGAGCCCCUGAGCGUGGGGUCUACCUGUUUGCAGUGAGCAUUGACUUUGGUCCAGGGCCCGGCAGUGGGCAGCUGGUGAUUGGAGGUCACCAUCGGACCCCAGUCUAUACAGCUGGGGAGCAGACGGGUGGAAGUACUGCAGUAACCUUUGCUGUGGCUGAGCUGCAAAAGGGUGAGAGGGUGUGGUUUGAGGUAACCCAGGGAUUGGUAACCAAAAGAAACCCACCCAGUUCUACAUUUGGGGGCUUUUUGAUCUUCAAGACCUGAGCCCCGGCCCAGAUCUGAUCAGACAUCAUGAGCUCAACCCAGCUCCUCCUGGCCUGGGGCUCUGAGAGGCCAGAGAUGGCCUGAAGACCCUCCAGCUAGUGCAAUGCUUUCCUGGGCAUCUUCUGAAGGACCACGUGGGAUGAGUGGUCUCCCUCAAUACAAGCUGGCUUUAAGGAUGCUUAACGAUGAGUACUGGCAUACUCCUCUCUGGAUGGGACCAGGCCCAAAGGAGCCGAGAGCCUUGGCUUGGACUGUCACGCCUUAUGCUAUACCCAGCUUCUUUCGUGUUUGACUACUGGGCUCGAAAACAUUUUAAACCUUUAUCCCCCUUCCUCUUCCUCCUUCAUUUUAUGCUAGGAAGCCAUUCAUUCCCAGAAGAAGGAUAUGUAAAAUAGAGGAAAUCUUGUUGGACAAGAACGUUCAUUCAAAUUCUGGGGGAAACGGGACUCCAGUUACCAGAGAGCAACAACCAGAAAUGGAGACCAGGGACUGGUCGAGCAUCUUUCCCUUAGUUCUUGGACCCCUGGUGGUGUCAUGGGCUAUGCGUUGGUCUCAUCCAAAGGGUCAGCACUCUGAACCCACCAGGAGAAAGAGGAGGCUUUCUGCUCCUGUAGAGGCGCCCUCUCCGAGACCCACAGGGGCGGUUCUACCCUGUCCAGAGGGUUGCUGUGAGUCAGAAUCUACUCAAUGCCAGUGAGUUUGGGGGGGUUUCGCAUUCAGUCAUUCCUUGGAUUUGUCCAUAAUUUAAAUUUCACUUCUUUUUCUCUGUGUCUCAUUCAGGGUAAAAAUGGCCCUCCGUGAGAGAGGCCAAACAUUAA
Echinops telfairi (small Madagascar hedgehog) is the source of this 2212-nucleotide messenger RNA. RefSeq names its product multimerin 2 (gene MMRN2). The transcript has 7 exons. NCBI's taxonomy places the organism in Eukaryota, Metazoa, Chordata, Mammalia, Afrosoricida, Tenrecidae. The coding region runs from base 108 to 1394 and encodes 428 amino acids. The record is from RefSeq and is a predicted model, not a curated record. Gene Ontology annotation, biological process: negative regulation of vascular endothelial growth factor receptor signaling pathway; negative regulation of cell migration involved in sprouting angiogenesis. Gene Ontology annotation, molecular function: protein binding.